UAAUAACCAAGACUCAAGACGUACCUAGAAUGACCACUAGAUGGCGACGUAUUCGCUACAUUUGCACACCCUGGCGUCAUGAACGGCAUAUUACAUUUAAAUAAGACGCACAGUACCAUGUACGACCGUUACAAGUUGAGGCUCGACACGAAGAAAUAGUUGGAGAGGAAAGGGAUGAAGUUCCAGUGCGGCACUAAUGCAGCGGAAGAAAAUACGUUUGAUGUAAACAUUGAGUGCACUUGUCAGUAAGUAUCACACAUUUUCUAAGGAAACAUGGAUUUGAUGGCGAGACUAGCUAAAACGAGGGAAGCUGAAGAGAAACAGAAGGUAAUUGACAAGGCUAAACAGAUAUCUAAGAUAGAAGUUCAGCUGGAGGAAAAGUCACGAAAGUUGGAAGCAUCCAAUAAAGAAAGGGAUAUACUUGAGAAAGAGCUCAUAACUACCAGAUCAGAAUUGGCAGGAAUUAAGAGGACAUUAGAAUUGGAACGACAAGAAAGGAAGGAUUUGGAAACUCGUGCACUUGGAUUGAUAAGAGAUGCCAAACGCAAGUGGGAGAAUGCAGAGAAGGAUAAGAUAGCACAAUUAAACAAGCAUAUUGAUGCACAAACUGCUAGAGUUACAGAAUUAUGUACGAGCAAUAAUGAUAUGAGUUCUCGUCUGCAGAGGACAGAGUGUGAACUACAGACAGCGAAUGCAGAAUUGGAUAAAUUGCGUGUGUUCCAAACACAGUAUAAGGAAUCUUUGGCAAAAACACGUGAAUUAAACAGACAAAGUGUUCAGGGUGUUGAAAUUAAGCUGGAGGAGAUAGCUGUGCGCAGUCAUAAUCAACUGUCUGAUUUGCGUGCGAAAUUGGACUUUGAGACAGCGAAGAAUACAGAUCUCGAAACUAGGUUACGAAGUGAGCAGGAUUCGAAUCACUGUCGGGAAUCGAGAUUGAACGUCGCCUUAGAACUUGCUCAAAAUGAACUAAAAGAUUGUCAAGAACAAUUACGUACUAUACAAGCUACAUUGCCGGCGAGAGAUGCCGAGAUUGAAGCUUUACGUAAACAGUUGCAAGAUAGGACGAAUCAGAUAGACGAUUUGAAAGUAUCUGAGAAGAUGCUUACAGCAUUGCACGAACAACUGGAGAGAAUAAAUCUUGAAAACGAGCAGUUGAAGCAGCAGUUGCAAGUCACCAAAUCUGAUCUAAAUGAAACCAUGUUGAAUCUGGAGCAAAGCGAGGCACUUGCCUUAAAUUUAGAACAAGCAACACAAGAUAAGGUUGUAUUACAGAAGAAAUUAAAGGAUUCUUUGGAAAAAGAAGAGGAACAAAUGCGUAAGGUUGGAAAUUUAGAGGAACUGUUAAAACGUUUGGAACAUAGUGUCACAAAGUUGGAAACGGAAAAUGCUAAUCUUAGACGAUCAGGCAAGAUAGAACAGUUUACUUCUCGUGCAGUAAUCACUGAAGCUACAAGUACAAAAAUCGCUCAUCGACCGGAAGAAAUGGAGAAACUGCAACAGCAACUUCAGACCUUAAGGGAGGAUUUAGCAGCUGAAAAGCAGGCGUUGAAACAAGCCCAGUUGACUCAGUGGAAGAAAGAUAAGGAAUUGUCGGAUGCCAAUUUGGAUAAACGUAUAGCUACGAGGGAAGCUAAGAGAGCUGAAGAAAAAAUCAAAACGUUGCAAGAAGAGAAAAAAAAGUUACAAGAGAAAUUAAUGAGCAAAGCGAAAGAGGAAGAAGAAAAUUCCAAGAAACUCUUAAAGGAGUUGGAAAUUGCGAAAGCAUCGUUGAACGAUAUCACGAGAGAAGCAUCUAGAAAUAAAAUGCAAGCCGACUCGGCUCAAAGGGCUUUAACUCAAGCUAAUCAUCAGAUCGAGGAACUUCAAUCUUCGAGUGCGUCGUUACGUAGGGAAUUGGAUGCGGUUCGUAAGCAAACGCGACUGAAUCAAGAUCGCACCGAUAAUCUGAGUAGCGAAAAUAAACGUUUGACACAAGCUGUCACCAGACAUAAUGAAGAGAAGACUGAACUCGAAACUAAAAUAGCGAAAUUGGAGCAAGAUCUUAAGAGCUUUGAGGUAAACAAUGAGUUCUUGAAAGAUACUUGCACAUUAUUGGAGGAGCAGUUGACGGACUUUGAGAAAUUAACAAAUGACCAUGAAACGCGCGAGAACACGCUGAUUCAGGAUAAAAUGAAGCUGCAAAAGGACUUGGAAGCCGCCGAGACGAAAGUGCGCGAGGUGCGCAUCGCGCAAAAUGAAGAGAAAAAGCGGCGGCUAGUGGCGGAACGUAAUGUUGAGCAAUUGGAAUCGGAGACGAGCGACAUAGAGAGCGAAAGGGACAGUCUUAUCGCUCAGAUAGACCAGUACAAGGAACUUGUGCAAGAACUCAAUACGCAAGUAGAGGAGUUGACCGCGAAGUGUGACGAAAUGGAGUGCGACCUGUCGAAGACUCGUCGCGCUUUCGAAGAGUCUAAAGUGGAAUCGAGAGUUGUGAAGGAGGAAGCUAGCAAAUACUUGACGACAGUUCACGAGCUGAAGGAAGCGAAUUUCGAGCUUAUGUCCGAUCUGCAGAAGAGUAUAGACCAAGGACAAGAGUUGAGGUUGCGGAUAGCGGAGUUAGAGAACACCUGCGGGGAAAUAAGACAGUACUAUCAGAAGUAUUAUCAAGAUGGGGAGGUGCAGGCAAAGAUUACUAUACAACAGCAGAAUAAGUUGAUCAAUUAUUUGCAACUGAAGCUGGAAGAAUCCAACAAGAAGAGGACCAUGUGCGACAAGAUACUCGGCACCAAGCAGAAGGAAAACGUGGCCCCGACAGGCACGGGAAUGCUGGUGGGUUAUCGCGAGUUAGAGGACCAACUCGCCAAAGAGCGAGCAAAGGUAAAAACGCUGAUGGAUCAGUUGUUAGUCUUGAAAGCUAUGACCGUAUCGGCGCCCACGUCCCCCGUAUCACUAGAUAACAAGCAAACAGCCAGAGGCGCUAUCACGGAGAGCAGCAGUUCCUUAAUCAGAGGAUUAUCCCCGCAAAGGAUAGGGCACAACAUCCCGCAUAGAUUCGACGUCGCAUUACCGAUGCGCGCUGGCAAGUGUGCAGCGUGCUCGGAGAGUAUACAAUUCGGAGGACGCGCCGCGAUCUGCAGCGAGUGUCAGAUCAUGACGCAUCUGAAGUGCGCGCUAUCUGUACCUGCUAGUUGUGGCUUACCGAGUGGUAUUCCGAAGUACUGUUGCAAGACUCGAGCCAGCGACGAGAGUUUAGUAUCGAUAGGAGACAGUGUUCAGACGUUGUCGAUAGAUCAGCCAGAUCACCUAGACCCCGAGCCACAAAACACUCAGCAUAAUAAUGACGAUAAGAAUGCUGUUGGAAUAGAAGGAUGGGUGAAAGUUCCCGGCAGAACACAAUCUUGUUGGGAAAGAAAAUAUUUGAAAUUGGAAGGAUCAUAUUUAUGCGUUUACGAGCACCAACCUUCUCCAGGAAUGGCACCUAUAAAUCGAUUAAACUUGAUGGAGAACAGCGGAUUCAAUGUUUCCGAGACAGUGCAACAGCCUGAUGUAUUGGGAACAGCAAAAUCCGACGUGCCGUUUAUUUUCCGAAUAGAAUCGAAUUCCACGACUACUUGCUGGCCUUCGUCCAGAUUAGACGUGAUGGCCUUGAGUCAAACUGACAAGAAAGAAUGGUUGAAAGCCCUGAGGACCAUUACCAGUCAGUGUUUGUACAGUGCACCCAAGUGUAAAAGAAAAUAUGAAACUGUACUCCGAUUAGAGAAACAUCAGUUGGAUUUAAACUGCGUGGUAGAUCUGCCUACAGAGAAUGUGCUUUUGUUAGGUGCAAAAGAGGGCUUGUUCUCGUGUGCUCCCUGCAAGUCUCGUACGCUCACUACGAUACGAGGUGUCAAGUUUAUACACCAGCUCUCUUUGUAUCCUCAAUUGGAUAUAGCUUUAAUGAUAGCCGGUGAAUAUAGAGAACUGGUGUACUGUAACUUGAGGCUGCUGAAAAGUAACGCGUUAGCUGCUGACUGUUCCAGGCCAGCGAUCAGUACGAGAAGUGUACUAUCUUCUUCCGACAGUUGUCAUCUUUAUCAGAUGCACAGCGAAAUACUAUGUGCUGCAACCGAAUCUCAUAUAAUAUUACUUAAAUGGAGAAGUGGAGAAGAUUUUGGAGAUUUUAUUGAGCUUCGCGAAUUCGAGACGCAGGGACCCUGUAACUGCGUGAUAUUUACCUCGAAUCUACUUAUCGUAGGAUGUCAUAAGUUCUUCCAGAUUGAUUUGCAAACUUAUAAUGUAAAUGAAUUCCCAGAUAAAGAUGAUAGCUCGGUCAAAGCAGGACUAUCAGGUGCAGCUAAACUUGGUAUUUUCCCUGUUUGUAUCCUGAAUAUCUCUAAUACACAUGACGCCACUGAACUGCUACUGUGUUAUAAUGAAUUUGGCAUAUUUGUGGAUGAAACUGGUAGAAGGACUCGCGCCGUUGAACCAACGUGGAGCCACUUUCCAUUUACUUUCGCAUUCUGUAAACCAUACUUAUUUAUUAUUUACUUUUCGUCCGUUGAGAUAAUAAAACUCGAUUCGGAGGCGUAUUGUACACUGGAGAAAAAUCCCGAACGUACGUUAAUCGAAUUGUCUAGUCCACGUUAUCUAGGCAUGGCUGCCUCAAGAGGAAUUUAUGUGACGGCUAUGAAUUCUUACCUCGAUUUACUGAAGAUUGAUGGUUCUAUGCCAACAUUGAACGGCAGUUUAACAAGUCUAGAUACUCUAACUCAAGAAAACGAAAGUAGCUCGGAAUUCAGUUUUACUUCAAGCUUAAUGGAGGCUUUAGAUGGACAAGGAAAGAAAGUACACUUUGCUGGUGUGCAAAAAUAUUAAAAUAUUAAUAUACAUUUUCACCAUAUGACAUUUAAUUUUAUUAUUAUUUCCCGGACGUAACGUUUACAUUGGAUUAUAAUGUCAAAAGCGAGAAAUUAAUUUGUAAUAUGUGAUUUAUUGAUAAAUAAAUAUAUAUUUAUAUAUAUAUUUGGAUCUGUUACAACAUAACGCAAACAUGAUGAAAUAGAAAGUUCUUGGUGUUUCUUACUAAUUUAUAUCAAUUAAAACUUGCCAAAUAAUAUUAUCGAAUAUGACUGCAAAAAUAUAUAGCAUAUGGAAAAAUAUUGCUACGUUGCACAGAAAAUAAAAUUCAAAUAAUUUCUCGCAAUGACCUCAUAAGUUAAGAAAAUAAUUCUCUUGAUGUCAUAAGAAGUCACAAGAAAUAGUUUAAUAAUUUAUGAAGAACCUGGGGUACUAUUCCGUUUCCGCAUACAGACUGUUGAAUCGGUAGAUGUUGCGCAACUCUUUAUACUGUGGAAAAACGCAAGUGGUCGUUGCGCAACGACGUCUACCAAUCCGACAACUGUCGGAACCACGGUAACGGAAUACCAGCCUUGAAUUAGUAUUAGAAAACCAAAUCUCAAAUGUUUCCUGAUGAUAUUAAACUCAAUAUAUUUUAGCUUUAGUUUCUUGGAGUACAAUCACAAUAAGAGUAUAAAAAUAGCUGUUACUAACAAGUAACAAUAAUAGUACUUAAGUGAUUAUAUUAUGUAAAUUAAUAUUAAUAACAAAGGAAAGAGAGAUAGAGAAAAAGAGCGAGAGAUCAAUUACGUAAUGAUAAUGAUAAUAAUAAUAACAAUAAUAAUAUAUAUCUUAUGUAAUAGUAAAAUUAUUGUAUUUUUGUAGUCUUAAACACGUACGAAGACUAAAAAAAUAUAUACUUAUGUGGUACUUUAAUAACAAUAUAUAUUAUUAUCAGAUAUAUGAUUCAUCUUGUAUUAAUUUUUUCUAGAAACAUAUAGAUUAGUGCUUAUAAAUAAUCUAUGCACACAAGCAUUAUAUAAUAAAUUGAAGUAUGUAAAUAAUCUGAAAUAUUACGUGAUAUUACACUUAAACGUACCGCAAAAAAUAAAAGCUAAGGUUCACGUGUUACAAUGCGUUAUAUAUUAACACAUACUUAACAAUACCAGGGCAUACAUUAUGUAAAAACAUGCGAUAUCCGGCAACUCUUGACUUCUACGUCAGUAAACGGAUUUCAUUAUCACUUUCAGACAGCACACGAAAAAGUCUCCUGAAAACCUUACUCGUAAUUUGUUAUAAUUAAAUUUGCAUUGUCUUGUAAUAAUAUGAAAAUAUGUGCAAGAUAUAUCUUUUAACAUUGAAAUUACCAAAGCAGUCAAAACGAAUGGUUCGUAAUUUAUAAUAAAAAAAUACGCAAAUCUAUAACGUGCACUUAAUGUCUUCAAUAAAUAAAACUAAACGAA
Molecule: messenger RNA, 6257 nt
Organism: Odontomachus brunneus
Lineage: Eukaryota; Metazoa; Arthropoda; Insecta; Hymenoptera; Formicidae
Product: citron Rho-interacting kinase-like
Exons: 13
Coding region: 274-4833 (1519 amino acids)
Biological process (GO): peptidyl-threonine phosphorylation; actomyosin structure organization
Cellular component (GO): cytoplasm; cytoskeleton
Molecular function (GO): protein serine/threonine kinase activity
Source: RefSeq, a predicted model, not a curated record